Messenger RNA from Tripterygium wilfordii, 5962 nucleotides. RefSeq lists its product as uncharacterized. The transcript has 5 exons. Lineage: Eukaryota; Viridiplantae; Streptophyta; Magnoliopsida; Celastrales; Celastraceae. The coding region runs from base 493 to 5682 and encodes 1729 amino acids. The record is from RefSeq and is a predicted model, not a curated record.
UAGUUUAGUAGUGCCGUUGAGAUACGGAUACCAAUCUCUCUCUCCUCUCUCAAGGUUCUCUUUGUUCCUUAUCGGCUCCCGUUCUCACUUUCUCGCCGCAGAGAGACGAUCAUCCCCAGCCACAGAAACCGAGAGAAAAUCCGAGACAAAGGAAGGGAAGAAGAUUAUAGACAUAUACAGAAGUCCUCAUGGCGUUGGCAGUCUUUCUUCCAACGAUCUGAUCCUGAAACCCUAGAACCGCAUCGCUUCUCCAUCUCUCAGGCUUGCACGGUCUGCCUUACCGAUUCCUGUGAUCUUCAUACCUGGGAAUUUCAGUUUUGAGCUCCUUUUGUAUAAGCUUCUUGCGUACGCGAACCCUAGAUUCGGUGCUUGGCUGCCCCUUGUGUUUUUGUUUCGAUCUAGGUUGCGGCGGCGCUGUUUUCGUUUUUGGAUUCCGUGCUGCACGGUACAUAAUAUUGCUGCGGGGAGUUUUACUCAUGCGGGUUGGUUUUCAUGCCGCCAGAGCCUGUACCGUGGGAUCGGAAGGACUUCUUCAAGGAGAGGAAGCACGAGAGGCCCGAGUCAUUAGGCUCCGGUUCUCGGUGGAGGGACUCCCCCUCUCAUCACGGAUCGCGUGAGUUUGCACGUUGGGGAUCUGGGGACUUUCGCAGAGCUCCUGGCCAUGGUAAGCAGGGUGGUUGGCACGCAUUUACUGAGGAAAAUGGUCAUGGAUAUUCGCCCUCGUGGUCCGGUGGCAAGAUACUGGAAGACGACCGGCCAUCCAUUUCGCAUGGAGAUGGGAAAUGUGGAAGAAACAGUCGUGAGAAUAGAGGGUCCUUUAAUCCCAGAGAAUGGAAAGGUCAUACUUGGGAAACAAGCAAUGGGUCCUUGAAUGCACCUGGUAGGCUGCUUGAUGUUGAUAAUAAUAGUGAACAAAGGUCAGUUGAUAAUGUGCCUCAUUCUGACACUGUGAACAUAUGGGAUCAGCUUCACUUGAAAGAACGUCAUGAUAAUAAGAUAGGCCUUAUCAAUGGGUUGGGCACAGGCCAGAGAUCCGAGAGAGAGAGCUCACUGGAUUGGAAGCCUCUUAAGUGGAUCCGUUCUGGUAGCUUGUCUUCCCGGGGCUCUGGUUUCAGCCAUUCAAGCAGCUCAAAGAGCCUAGGUGGUGCAGACUCCAAUGAAGGAAAGGCUGAAUUGCUGCAUAAGAAUGCUUCUCCGGUCCAAUCGCCUUCAGUUGAUGGUGCUGCCUGUGUGACAUCGUCAGUGCCCUUUGAAGAUACAACUUCUAGGAAGAAGCCACGUCUUGGAUGGGGUGAGGGACUUGCAAAGUAUGAGAAGAAGAAAGUUGAGGGUCCUGAUGUUUGUGUGAAUAAAGAAGGAAAUGUUGUUUGUGCUAGUAAUCUAGAGUCCAAUCAUUCUCUGAGUUCUAACUUCGCUGACAAGAGUCCUAAAGUCGUGGGUUUUUCAGAUUGUGCAUCUCCUGCGACUCCGUCAUCUUUUGCUUGUAGUUCCUCUCCAGGUGUAGAGGACAAAUCUUCUGGCAAAGCAGUAAAUAUGGAUAAUGAUAUCAUUACCUUCUGUGGUUCACCGAAUCUUGGAUCUCAGAAUUUUCUUGAAGGAAUCUCAUUUAAUUUAGAGAAGUUGGAUGUUAGCUCAAUAGUUAAUUUAGGUUCUUCACUCGUUGAUCUGCUUCAGAUGGAUGAUCCUUCUGCCCAUUCUAGUUUCGCGAGAUCAUCUGCCAUGAAUAAAUUGCUUUUAUGCAAGAGUAAUGUAUUGAAGGUUCUGGAGAUGACUGAAUUGGAAAUUGAUUUGCUUGAAAAUGAACUUAAGUUACUGAAAUUUGAAUCCAAAAAUGGAUGUCUAUGUCUGGCAACAUCUGGUUCUGUUCACACUGAGGAGAAUGCAAAACUGUGUAGCGAACUUGGAUCAAAAUUCGUCAUGGUUCCUCGACCUCCCCCCCUGCAAGUUGAUACUGCUGAUGCAAUUGUGGAGGAAUGUAACAGAGAAGAACUCAGUGUUGGUGGUGAGGAUAUUGAGAGCCCUGGAACUGCUACUUCCAAAUUAGCUGAAUCCAUAUCCUUGGAAAAGGCGGUAUCUUCAUCUGCUUUGAAGUGCAGUGAACGUUCUGGGGAAUUAGAUGCAUCUCAACCUACAAAUUUGGUGGCGAGUUUGGUUAAUACUUCUAAUGAGGAAGAUGUUGUUGUAUCUUCCGGCCGGGAAGGAAGUUUGCCUUUGAAGAUCAUGAAUGAUAGAACACCUAUUACUAAUGAUGUGGGUUUUCAUACUGAUGUCGAGCACAAACUGUCUGAAGCGAUAUUAACUGAAAAUAAUGAGUCUGCGAAUAAAGCAUUUGAAGUAUUUAAUAAGUUGCUGCCUAGUAAGCAAUCUGAUUUUACAGGUGUUGCCAACGUGGUAUCCUGGAGGAAGGACUCAUUUAUUAAAGAGAGAUUUGCAGGGAGGCAGCGGUUUUUACGAUUUAAGGAGAGAGUUAUCACCCUUAAGUUCAAAGCUUUCCAGCACCUUUGGAAGGAGGACAUGCGUGCACUUUCUGUAAGGAAACACCGAGCAAAAUCUCAGAAAAAAAGUGAUUUAGGCUUGCGAACAACGCAUGGCGUAUAUCAGAAGCAUCGGUCAUCUAUUCGCUCUAGAUUCUCUUCUCCUGCAGGAAAUGUGAGCUUAGUCCCAACCACUGAGAUAAUUAAUUUUACAAGCAAGCUACUCUCUGAUUCCAGAGUCAAGCAUUGCAGGGAGGCCUUGAAGAUGCCAGCAUUAAUUUUAGACAACAAGGAGAAGAUGCUAUCUCGGUUUACCUCUAGUAAUGGAUUACUUGAAGAUCCUUUGGCUGUGGAGAAGGAGAGAACAUUGGUCAACCCUUGGACGCUGGAAGAGAAAGAAAUUUUCAUGGAUAAGCUAGCCGUUUUUGGGAAGGAUUUCAGAAAAAUUGCUUCUUUUCUUGAUCACAAGACUACUGCUGACUGUGUUGAGUUUUACUACCAAAAUCACAAAUCUGAUUGUUUUGAGUGGACUAAGAAGAAGAAGCUUGAUCUCGGUAAGCAAAAGAAGUCUGUCACUAAUAGUACGUACAUGGUGGCAUCUGGGAAGAAAUGGAAUCGCGAAGUAAAUGCUGCCUCACUUGAACUUCUGGGUGCAGCUUCAGUAAUGGCAACUCAUGUAGAUAAUGGUACUGGAAGUCAGCAGAUGUGUCCUGGUAAUGUCUUCCGGACAGGAUAUAAUGAUUCUAAAGUACCUCAGGUUGAUGAUGUCAUGGUGGAAAGGCCAGGCAGCUUUGAUAUUCAUGGGAAUGAAAGAGAAACUGUUGCUGCUGAUGUGUUAGCAGGCAUUUGCAGUUCCUUGUCCUCAGAGGCAAUGAGUUUUUGCUUAACUAGCUCUGCUGACCAUGGGGAGGGCUAUCAAGAGCGGAGGUAUCAGAAUAUGAAUUCUGUCGUAAAAGGUCCUUCAACAUCUGAUGUGACACAGUAUGUUGAUUAUGAGACUUGUUCAGAUGAGAGUAGUGGGGAAAUGGAUCCAGCUGAUUGGACAGAUGGGGAGAAAUCUAUCUUUAUACAGUCUGUGUCAUCCUAUGGUAAGGAUUUCACGAAGAUUGCUCGAUGUGUUCGAACUAGGUCCAUGGAUCAGUGCAAGGUCUUCUUUAGCAAGGCUCGGAAGUGCCUUGGACUGGAUCUGCUUCAUCCUGAACCCCGCAAUGUGGGAACACCAGCAAGUGAUGAUGCGAAUGGAGGUGGUGACGAUGCAGAGGAUGCUUGUAUUUUCGAGACAGGUUCAACUGUCUGCAGUGAUAAGAUGGGCUCUAAGAUGGAUGGGGACUUGCCAUUGUCUGUCAUAAAUUCAAAACAGUAUGAAUCCAAUCAUAUGAAGUACAUGGAUUUGGAAACUGACCUGAACAAAUCAGAAGGGAAGGAUUGGAUGGGACCUCCAGAAUCUAACAAUUGCAAAACAGUUAAAACUUCGAUGCCUGAUAUGUGCCAGGCAGAGGUUAGGGCUGAGCAAGUUUCUGAAUGUGACCAAAAAUCAUCAGUUGAAUCGGCCACUACCGAAGCUAGAAAAGAUGAAGUGACUGAACAAGGCUUUGCAACUGCAGGCUCAGCUUCAGUUGGAGAGGCGGUUGACCUAGGUGCAUCUAGUUCAAAUGUUAUGGUUGAGAAAGAGGCUGUCGGGGAGGUUUCUAGUGGAAAUAGUUUGGAAAGAGAAGUUUUAUUGCCAAGCCUGAGUGAUAAAGUGGAUAGGAAGCACUGUGGUGACCCAAGCAGCCAUAGUGGGUCUAUGCAAGAUCCCAAUGCGAGUGGAAAUGCUCAUCAACUGUCUGUAGAUACUAGUGCUUGUUCACCAUCAAGGCCAAUCUCUGAAAACAAGCAACAGGUUUUGCUUAAGUUGGAUAGCCUGGAAAAACCUCCCGUCAUAUGCAUUCCUAAGGAGCAUUGUGUUUCUACUUCUAUUUCUGUCGCACAUGAUUCAGCUGUCAUUACGAGUGAUAAAAUGCUUGUCCAUGAUAGGCCGUCAUCGACUCUUGAUGUUCAAGCUAGUGCAGAUAAGCAAGGUCAUAAAUCCGUUGGCCAGGAUGACUGUCAACAACAUUUGUCUUUACAUCCUUCAUCGAACCAUAUUGAAUCCCCCCAGAUUAUCACUGGUUAUCCGUUGCAAAUUCCAACUAAGAAGGAUAUGAACCGUGAUUCAAGUUGCAGACAGUUAUCUGAAGUCCAUAACUACUGUAAUUCAGAUGGGAAUUUGACUGGUCCAUCUUUGACUCAGGAUUGCUAUCUUCAAAAGUGUAACAGCAGUUCAAAACUUCCGUGUACAGUGGCAGAGUUUACGCCAAAGUCCCAAAAGAAGGAACAAAUUGCUGGUUAUCCAAGAGGCCAUUCAAAGAGUUUGUCUGAUGCGGAAAAACCAUGUGGAAAUGGUGAUUUCAAGUUGUUUGGUGCGAUACUCAGUCAUCCAUCCUCUGCACAGAAGGCGGAUUCCAUUUCUAUUUCUCAUGAGAACGAUGAGAGGGGGAUUCAUCAACCUAGACAGAGUAGUAAGACAUCAAAUAUUAAAUUCACCAGCCAUCCCAUUGCAGAAGGAAAUACAGGUGUCCUCAAGUUUGACCGAAACAAUAAUUUGGGGGGCCUUGAGAACGUUCCCAUUAGAAGUUAUGGCUUCUGGGAUGGGAAUCGGAUACAAACUGGUUUUUCAGCGUUGCCUGAUUCUACCCGUUUGCUGUCUACGUAUCCUGCCGCAUUUGCCAAUUAUCAAGGUUCCACAUUGAAAAUAGACCAGCAAUCAUUGCAGGCUGUUAUUAAGAAUAAUGAACGAAAUGUGAAUGUCCUCUCUCCUAGGGAGAUAGGAGGAGCUAAUGGGCUGUUGGAUUAUCAGCUGUACAGGAGUCCUGAUGGUACUAAAGUGCAUCCAUUUGCAGUAGAUAUGAGGCAACGGCAAGAAGCAUUGCUUGCCGAGAUUCAAAAACGAAACGGUUAUGAAGCAGUCUCAAGCUCACAGCAACAGCAGCAGCAGCAGCAGCAGGGAAGGGCGAUGGUGGGGAUGAAUGUUGUGGGAAGAGGAGGAAUCCUUGUAGGGGGACCUUGCACAGGUGUUUCGGAUCCUGUAGCUGCGAUCAAGAUGCACUAUGCGAAAACAGACCUAUAUGGUGGCCACAGUGGUGGUAUCAUCAGGGAGCAGGAAUGGAGAGGCAAUGGGGAGACAUAGGCAGCAGGUAGUAGGAUUGCAGAAAGGGCCUCCGUUAAGUGGCCCCUGGUCGGCAAAUAUCUUUUUUUGCCGCAUCCAUGUAUUAUAGUUUUUGUAUUGUUCAAUGGAAUGAUAGGGCAUUAGAAGGUUCUUAAUUUCAUCUUUUUUUGGUAAGUUUUUUUUGGUGCUUGUAGCAUUUACAGCAGGCAGGCUUUGUAUUUGUUGUAUCUGAGAUCAAAAAUACUGAAUAAUCUGCCAAAAACUUGGGAGUGGUAUCAGUUAUACUCCAUCUCACCACCCA